AACUUGUGUCUCUUAUCCAGUUUAAUAUACAGCAACGCAAAUAUGGGGAUGUCACUGGAAAGAGUGCAGUUCAAAUUCGCCUCCAUCAUUGGAGAGCUCUGCAGCCAACCAGAUGUUCUCUCCCAGUUUGCAGUGUGGUUAGACCUCAGACUGGCAGAGUACAAGUUAAAAGGGGCCAUAUCACUUGAUUGCUCUGGAGAAGAGCCAGAUCCAAUAUGGCUGAAGGGAUUAAGCAAACAGAAGACCCCAUCCAGACUAAACAGUCAGACUGACAGACGGACGCAAAUUCAUAGCCCAGGUGCCUACAGAAGCCCAUCAUUACACAGACCAGCUCACUCAUCUUCAGAUUCAGACAUUCCCCAAUCACAAUCUCACUCUGUGCCCAGCAGAGAGCUGGCUGAGCGACUUUCACCUGAUGUUGUUGUUGUUAAAGAGGAACCCGAUGUUUAUCCAGUUAGCUUGCACGCACAUGAAAAUCGCAAGCGUUCAGCCACGGACAGUGUAUCUAUUGACUUCAGAGAUGGACCAAAACAGAGACGAAUGUCAACCACUGAAUCGCCUUCCCAUCAAAGUCUCAUGUCAGUCAUUGGUGGAUUUGAUAAUGACACUAUAAAGGAUAGUGAAAACAGGGGAGGCAACUCUGAUUUUCCCUCCACCAGUAUUGCAGAUAAUGUGACAUUGCCAGACUUGAGUGCUGAUGUGUCAGUGGACGAUUUGUCUUUUAACAAAACAGCUGCUGAUUUUGCUGAUCAAACAGACUUCGGCCAAGACACCGUCAAUACUAGCGAUGUACACGUACGGGAAAGUCAACACAUGCAGAUGUUGACGCCAUCUGGUGGCAAUCACACGACUUCAGUAGGUGACGUCCCCUGGCCGGAAAAUGUAUCGUUGGUGAAUAUUGCCUCGAUGACGCCUCGCGAGUUGAACCGUAUUCGUCGUGGAAAGAUUAAGGACAUCGAAAGCAUCCCCAAGCCCAGCGUGAGUAACAUGGUGGUAUCUGUGAGCAUCUUCGAGCGAUGGCUGUGGGAGAGACAAACCUGUCAUGACAGACGAUUCAUCAACGACAUCCCACCGGCGAUGCUGGCACCGUACAUGGUUGAUUUCUUCCGAUCUAUCACGACGCCGUCAGGCUCUAACUACAAGAGUGAGUCCUUCCUGAGCCUGCGCUGUAGCCUUUUUAAAUUCCUCCGGGUCACCGGAUAUCCUGUUAGCCCAAACACCUCUCCGGAGUUUACCGAAGCCAGAGCGGCCUUCGCCGAGAGAAGGCGCACACUUCUGUAAGAGAAAUGCUAACUGAUACGGAGGGUGGAAACUUUCAAGUAAUACGUAAUUCCUCUCUAUGUAGUUUAUCAGCGAAGAUUGCGCGGACACGCGAUGUAUUUCACAGCCUGCUUACCAUAACAUAUUUUGAGGCGCUUUCCCUUUCCUGUAAACGAGAACAUCUGCAAAGUAACAUCUUGGCGCCGACAAAACAUUUGUGGAGAAAUCUGUAAAAUACAAAGAACUUUCUUUUUUUUUCUGUGGGAUGCCCUUGCAAAAUACCUAAAAUGGACAUGAUAAACAAAUGGUUCGAAGCGUUCUGUUGUAUUCCCCAUGAACAAGGACAUUUUUAUUAUAUUGCUCAAUUUCUUUUUUUCAAGUAAAUAAUUUCCUCAAAUUUUCAACGCCAAAGAAGUUUCCCUGGUUUCAGGUUGACGACAUUGUGGAAGCUGGUUUCCAUAGGCUAUAGUCUGCAUGACGACACCCUCGUACCCAUAUUAUUUUGAAGUCACUAUAUAGCGUAGUCAUGCAUUCUUAUAUUUACUUUUCUUUUAGUGGUGUCAGAGUUCAACCACACCGUACCUUUAUAAGCACUUACAGUAUGUCUCCUGUGAGAGUACAGGACUCCCCAAAUAUUCCCGAUACUAUGUCGGUGGCCUCAGCUUUAUUCAUUAGCGGUCUGUCGGUCUCAAAAAUCAUCGUCCCAUGUUAAAUCGAAUCUUAUCACUCGCGGUGGCCGCUGUGAGUGUAGAUUAUGUAGCAUUCAGUAUCAGGAGAGUUUCCAUCGGAUCCGCACUUCUGCCACCACAACAUCGCUCAUUUUGAAGCGUAAAACUACUGCAAUUUUCCACCGACAAAUGUGUGAACUAUUCAAAAACCUGCUACGUCUGUUUGAUAAAAGCACACUGGUUAUUUUUUGCAAAAGUUUAAACGGAGCCGAACACUAUGAAAGUCAUGGCUCAAAUACCUACCGCGGUCGCCGUUAUACGGGUUAGCUUCGUUUUAUACAUGUAACGUGGGAAGAUGAUCUUCGAGAACGAGAGGCUGCUAAUAAAUGAAGGUGAGACCAUCGAAAUUUGAGUGUGUCUAUUUGUGGAAGUGUGUGCUUUCAUAGCAGACUCACUCUAACUUUUAACGGCCUGAGGUACGAGACGACAGAAGUAUGGCACUACUCCGAGAAAACACAAAGAUGUAUGACUGCAUUAGUGACUUCACCAAAAAUACCGGAACGAAGGUACCGUCAUGCAUUACUAGCUUACAUAAUACUUACAUGUAGUAUUAACUUCAAAACUCUUCACUAACAAUACUAAAAUUAUGACUCUUUUUUUUCAUACAAAAAGUUGCCUUUGAGACAAAAUGUAAAAUUAUCGUACAAUGUCAAACCAAAGUGAAGAUUUAAGCUCAUCACAGUUUCUUGAUCCUUGGAAGUGUACAAUGGAACUUUAUCCGGAGCAAAGGAUGUAUGAUGACAGCUUCGUAAAUAAAAUAAA
This is a messenger RNA of Liolophura sinensis, 2750 nucleotides long. RefSeq lists its product as uncharacterized. Bases 43 to 1281 code for a protein of 412 amino acids. Lineage: Eukaryota; Metazoa; Mollusca; Polyplacophora; Chitonida; Chitonidae. The record is from RefSeq and is a predicted model, not a curated record. The transcript is spliced from 3 exons.